Solanum dulcamara is the source of this 369-nucleotide messenger RNA. Its product is annotated as chemocyanin-like. Bases 1 to 369 code for a protein of 122 amino acids. Lineage: Eukaryota; Viridiplantae; Streptophyta; Magnoliopsida; Solanales; Solanaceae. Gene Ontology annotation, molecular function: electron transfer activity. The transcript has 2 exons. Gene Ontology annotation, cellular component: plasma membrane. The record is from RefSeq and is a predicted model, not a curated record.
AUGUUUGGAGUAAACAAAGUCACAAUUGUUGCCUUUACUAUGAUGCUUUGCAUCUUGCUUCAAACCAACAUUUCAAAAGCAGAUACAUUUCUUGCUGGUGAUGCUAAUGGUUGGGGUUUCAAGAUGAAUGGCUGGCCUAAUGGCAAGACUUUCAACACAGGCGAUGUUAUUGAAUUUAAAUAUCCAGUUGGAGUGCACAAUGUAGUAAAGGUGGACAAAGCAGGGUUCGACUCUUGCAAUGGUGUUGAAGGAGAACUUUUCAAUUCCGGAGACGAUAAAAUAACUCUUACACAAGGGACAUCAUACUUCAUUUGUACUAUCGGACCACAUUGUGCUAAUGGUGUCAAGGCUGUUGUUACCGCUAAUUAA